AUGGCUGCCAUCUGACUGAGAGAAUUUGUUGAUCGGCGCCCAGUGGUCCCACCCAGUUUAUUCAUUGUCCAUCAAGGAAAGGAUCUCCAAGGCUAUUAUCCUGGGCAACUAGCAAGAUACCAUUUGGCCCAUGGUGUGAAGAGAGCCUCCAGACCACUCAUAGACUUGGAAAUGCCACCCAAGAGAGAAGGUCCGUAUCGGCCUCAAUUAGACCAACAGACACUCAUUCGAUAUAUUUGCUUCCGAAGACAUUCAAGGCCUGCUGAACCAUGGUAUAAAGAAACCACUUACCAAAGAGACUAUUCUCUGCCAUUUUAUAAGCUUGAUUGGGACCAGAAAUUGGCCACUAUUGCAUUGAAUCCUCGACCACUUAAUUCGCUGCCAGCACUCUGCAACUGUGAGGAAAGAAGUGGCUUUGAAAGAAGUGCUUUUAAGCCAAGAUAACCAUGAAGUUCAAACAAGCUCACAUUUGGUCCCUUUGAGAAAGGCUGGAAGAAUAAUUAACAGCACAAAGUUUC
Messenger RNA from Oryctolagus cuniculus (rabbit), 518 nucleotides. RefSeq names its product sperm microtubule inner protein 3 (gene SPMIP3). NCBI's taxonomy places the organism in Eukaryota, Metazoa, Chordata, Mammalia, Lagomorpha, Leporidae. The record is from RefSeq and is a predicted model, not a curated record.